This is a messenger RNA of Phycodurus eques (leafy seadragon), 839 nucleotides long. RefSeq names its product ribonuclease P protein subunit p25-like protein. NCBI's taxonomy places the organism in Eukaryota, Metazoa, Chordata, Actinopteri, Syngnathiformes, Syngnathidae. The transcript has a single exon. Gene Ontology annotation, molecular function: RNA binding. The record is from RefSeq and is a predicted model, not a curated record. Gene Ontology annotation, biological process: tRNA 5'-leader removal. Gene Ontology annotation, cellular component: ribonuclease MRP complex. Bases 216 to 839 code for a protein of 207 amino acids.
UUUUCCGUCACAUCAGAGGGAUUAGGUGAAGAGACAUUCCUUUUUUUCUUCUCCUUUGCGACCAUCUCCGAACAAGGGAAUGCGGAAUGGGCAGGAGAUGCAAGUUAGGAUGACAAAACUGAUCACUUGUGAGGAACACUCCAGGAAAACACCAAUUAUUCAAAGCUGAAAGCUCAGAGACAGAAUUUGUGACUAUUCCGGCCACUUUCUAAACAAUGACAGAACCCACUGCUCAGAUGGUGCGUUCAAAUACUUCACCCAACCCAGCCAUUCAAUCUUUAGCGCCUACACUUGAUCAGAACAACUUCAGAAGAGUUAGGCGCACGGAAGACAGCGCUCCCUAUCCUAUUCCUGGACUCGCCACAACAUUUCUCCACAUGCGAGUGAGAGAAGGAAGCAAGAUUCGCAAUUUGCUGCGGUUCGCAACAGCUCGGAUGCAAGGCGAGGGCCAAGACAGCUACGAAGGGUCUCCGAGACAGGUGGUCUUCACUGGCUCGGCCAGAGGGGUCACCAAGACGAUCACCUGUGUGGAGAUCCUCAAACGGAAAGUGGAAGGGCUCCACCAGGUGUCCAAGCUCUACUACACGACCGCGGAUGAGGUGUGGGAAGGAUCACAACACGGAGGGCCAGGUAUAACCAUGCAGAGGACAGUCCCUGCCAUCUGUAUCCUGCUCUCCAAAGACCCUCUCAAUCCCCAGGAGCCCGGAUACCAGCCUCCCCAAUCAGCCGGCGCUCCCACAGAGGGUACGGGGAUCUGCAACGGCACGCUCAGAUCUCCUCAUUGCCCCACGUCAGCCAAGAGACUCUGCCUGGAAGACCUGAGCAAAUAUGCUCCAUGA